AUGAAUAGAUCAACAUUUCGCUAUUUCAAUUUCUCAUUUAUCAAGUCUAACUCAUUUUAAUGGUUUAAAAAUAAACUUAAUUUUAACAAUAAUCGUGGAUAAAUAAUAUUUAAUGAUAUUGAAGCAUACAUUUUUGGAAAUCAAUUUAAUUCAAGUAAUAAUCUACAUAUAUUAUAAUUUUUAGAAAUUCAAUGUGAUUAAAUUCUAUUAAGAUAUAAUUUUCUAAUAGUACAUGUUUGGCUAGUGUAGCAGGCACUAAAAACAAAUUUGGUUAAAAAUUAUAUAAUUAAACAAUAAUUAGAAAGUAUAUUAUAUAAAUCUGCUGCCAAUUAUAUUUAUUAAUUUGAUGUAAUAUUUAUUUUAUUAUUUAGGAUAAUUAUAAUUAAGAAAUGAAAUAAGAAUUGGAAAGAAACUAGCAAGUUUUACAAUUUGUAUUAGAUGAUUAUUUCAUUUAUUAAUUUCAAAAGAAAACUCUAGAGUAAAUUGUAUUCGAGUACUUACAUUAUUUUAUUUAGAGACAUUUUGCUUUGUUAAGAAAAUUAAAAACAAAAAAUUGACAAAAUUUGCACAUAUAUAAUUAAUAAUGUAAAUUUAAUGCUUAAAGUAUAUAUUAGUACAAUCAUAUGUUGAAAUAUGACCAAGGAGCUUUAAAGAAAGAAAAUGAAAAGAUUCAAUGGAUAGAAUGA
This is a messenger RNA of Paramecium sonneborni, 686 nucleotides long. NCBI's taxonomy places the organism in Eukaryota, Ciliophora, Oligohymenophorea, Peniculida, Parameciidae. The record is from the annotation of a GenBank genome assembly.